This is a messenger RNA of Megalobrama amblycephala (Wuchang bream), 4232 nucleotides long. Its product is annotated as probable ATP-dependent RNA helicase ddx6. The record is from RefSeq and is a predicted model, not a curated record. Bases 905 to 2386 code for a protein of 493 amino acids. Gene Ontology annotation, cellular component: cytoplasmic stress granule; P-body. The transcript has 14 exons. Lineage: Eukaryota; Metazoa; Chordata; Actinopteri; Cypriniformes; Xenocyprididae. Gene Ontology annotation, biological process: P-body assembly; cytoplasmic stress granule assembly. Gene Ontology annotation, molecular function: mRNA binding; ATP binding; RNA helicase activity.
AUUUCAGAUGUGCAGCGCUCAUAUGAACCCCACUGACGUUCAAUACAUGUCGACCGUGUUGACAGAAAUACAACAAAGAGACAAGCUGCUUGUAGCGACAUGAUAAAUACUACGUUGAUAACCAAGUAAUUUACCUAAUGUGUAAGGCAGCAUAGGAUAUCGAUACGAAUAAAGGUGGCACAGGUGUGAACACAAUUGGAGAGCAACACAGAGGAAAGGACAUACACAAGACGUCCAACUGGCUAUUUAUAUAGUACUGGCUUGUAUUCAGCCCUGUUUGACUUUUGAACGAAAGUGUCACCCUGAAGUGUUACUUUGUCUAUUUUUUUUUUUUUUUUUGCUCUCAGAUGUGCUGGAGUGAAUCCUACGAGCCAGACAAAUGUAUAAAUGAACCGAGACUGGUCUCUCUGAUCAGAGUUUUACUGCAUCUGAACAAGAAAGAGUGAGAAUCGGCAGCCAAAAGACCACAAAGCACUGUUUUUGCAAAGUAAUAUUGCAUAUGUGUAGACACACAAAAAGAAAGUUCUAGUCCUGAGAAGCAUUAGGUCUUUCUGUGCUUCACACUGCCUUAGCAGACUAGUUCUUUAUCACACCUGUCCGGGUAUAAUUAUCUAUACUGCGCGCAGGUGUGCGAUAUUUAUGCAUAUAAAUAUUUAUUUCUCUUCUUUUGGAAGAGCUCUUAUAAUACACCUUGGGUGGCAGCAUUGCUCUUAUUAAUAGAGCUUAAGCUGUACGUUGAAUUUGUAAAUAUCUCAUAAGAUUCUUUAGUGAAACUUUUUUACUGAGACCUUGUGGACACUGUGAAUGGCUCAUUAGGUCUUAUUAGACCUUGAUAAGGCAUUAGAAAGUGAAAAAGACUUGGACAAAAAAUCUAAACUGACAAUACCCACAAAGCAGUGAUAAAAUGGCAACAAGGAUGGAGAAUGCUGGCCCAGCUGUCAUGGGGUUGAACACACACAACAGGCAGUGUAUAGGACAGCCUAAAGCCCCCUCUCAAUUUGGACCCCAAACUGCAAUUGCUCAGCCUGGAAAGGAGCCCAUGGGGCCCCAGAAACCUGCCAGUGCAUUUCAGGAAGGACCUGGCAUCAGGUUUGGUGAUGACUGGAAAAGAAGCCUACAGCUUCCCGAUAAGGACAAUAGAGUCAAAACUUCUGAUGUGACUGCAACCAAAGGAAAUGAGUUUGAGGACUACUGUUUAAAGAGAGAGCUGCUGAUGGGAAUUUUUGAGAUGGGCUGGGAAAAGCCCUCCCCCAUUCAGGAGGAGAGUAUUCCUAUUGCCCUCUCUGGACGCGAUAUACUGGCUCGUGCCAAAAACGGGACAGGAAAGAGUGGUGCAUACCUGAUCCCCCUGCUAGAGAGAAUUGACAUGAAAAAGGAUUAUAUCCAGGCAAUCGUGAUGGUUCCCACUCGUGAACUAGCUCUGCAGGUCAGUCAGAUCAGUAUUCAGAUCAGCAAGCACCUGGGCGGUGUCAAAGUCAUGGCAACCACAGGGGGGACCAACCUUCGAGAUGAUAUCAUGCGCCUGGAUGAGACGGUUCAUGUUGUAAUAGCAACACCUGGCAGAAUUUUGGACUUGAUAAAAAAGGGCAUAGCCAAAGUGGAUAAAGUUCAGAUGAUGGUUAUGGAUGAGGCUGAUAAGCUGCUCUCUCGGGACUUUGUGAUUCUUAUUGAGGACAUCAUUGGUUUCCUUGCGAAGAACAGACAGAUACUGCUCUAUUCAGCCACGUUCCCCAUCAGCGUACAGACGUUCAUGGCAAAGCACCUGCAGAAGCCCUAUGAGAUUAAUCUGAUGGAGGAACUGACCCUAAAGGGCAUUACCCAGUACUAUGCUUACGUCACAGAAAGACAGAAAGUCCACUGCCUCAACACGCUGUUCUCCAGGUUGCAGAUCAAUCAGUCCAUCAUCUUCUGUAACUCUACUCAGCGAGUGGAGCUUUUGGCCAAGAAGAUCACGCAGCUGGGCUACUCCUGCUUCUACAUUCAUGCAAAGAUGAUGCAGGAAUACAGAAACCGUGUUUUCCACGACUUCAGAAAUGGACUCUGCAGGAACCUUGUUUGCACAGAUUUAUUCACUAGAGGCAUUGACAUCCAGGCAGUAAAUGUGGUCAUCAACUUUGACUUCCCCAGGAAUGCAGAAACGUAUCUGCAUCGCAUAGGACGCUCAGGAAGGUUUGGACAUCUGGGUUUGGCAAUCAAUCUCAUUACCGCUGAGGAUCGUUUUAACCUGAAGACCAUUGAGGACCAGCUGAUGACGGACAUAAAGCCCAUUCCUGGCAGCAUCGAUAAGAGCCUGUAUGUGGCAGAGUUUCACUCUGUGGACCCUGACUGUGAGGUGGAAGCAGAAGCAGAGGCAUUUCAGCCUACCGGAGGGUCUGACGCCCCUUAGGGAGCACCAUCAGAGAGCAGGACAGUUGGAGAAAUUGAACCUGACUUUUGCACAAGCAUCUGCUAUUGCACAAACCAGUUACUUCUCGGCUCAUAUCUUUCCUCAUCUUUUCCACUUCCACAGUAUUUUUUUUUUGUUUUUGUUUUUUUGGUCCCUGUCAAUGUUUUGCUCUUUUGUUUGCAUUCAUUGUUCAUUUUUUGGGGGUUAUGCCUCUUUAUAAAUGACUAUACAUUCCAGUUGAGACUUGCAAUAAUAAAAUCUAAGCAUUCAGAGAACAGUUCGUGUUUGAUAGAAAACAAUAAACAAAGGUAUUGGUGAAAAUAGAGCGCAGAAUGCUUGCAUCAUUAGUUGAGAAUUUAUACUCAAACCCUUGAACAAAAUAUGUUUAACCCAAGUGCCUUAAUAAAUAUCAUCUCUGUCUUAGAUUGAAAUAUGUCAUUGCUAUGUUGAAGUAUUCCCAAAGACUAAACCGCAGGGUUUUGCAGCAUAUUGGUGCUACUUGAUUCUGUGAUCAUGAGAAACAUUUUCAAAUUCUAUUCAUAUUCAUAUGUUUGAGGCAGCUGUAGAAACCAGCUUCCAUUGAAAAUUGCAGAGCUCAGGAUUGAAGUGUCAACACUAAUAUUGCACUAAACUGCCUGAGGAAAAAAAAUUGCAUUCAUUUUGGUGAUUUGUGAAGUUUUAUUGGCAGUUAUUGACAAAUGGUUGACAGUAUUGUUCAUUUUGAAACCAUUAAGAAACACGGCGGUAAAUUAUGGUUUCAAACAGAGACGAUUUGUGGAAAUUUUUGUAUGUUUUGAUGAGGGUUUUUUUUUUUUUUUAAUAAAAAUUUGAAACUACUGUAUUAGAUAUUCCUAAUUUAAAUGGGCAUGCCAAAACUGGCAAAAUGUAAAAGAUGUCAGACUAUUACAUGAAAGCUGAUUUAAGUCGCCACAAAUUAUGUUUCUGAAUGCAAUUAUCAAAUCCUUACAUUUUCAUCCAAAAAUACGUCAAAUAUUUGUCAAAAGGGGCUGUUUGGUUCAUUUUCAUUUAUUCAAAGGUUGGUGAGAAGAGCAUUUUGUUGUUCCUUCUACGUUGCAUCUUUUACAGUUUUCAUUUCUUUAGAUAUUAAUGAAUGUAUGAAGUGGCUAAUGAAUGGACUUUAUGACAUUGCUAUUUCCAGAUAUUUUUAUUUUUGUUUGCUAAAAUGUUUGCUUUUACUAAAUUUUGCCUUUUCAUAUUCUGUCUAGUGAAUUUUUGUGAUAAAAAAACAUACAAAAAAUAUAUACACAAGUACAUAAAUAUACACAUAUUACUUGGCAGGAAGGAGGUACUUUGGAUUUGUCAAAAAUGCUUUUUAAUUCUAUUUUGAUGUUUGCAAGAGGAACUUUUCAUAAAUUUGUUUCAUUUAUGAAUUUUUUUUGAUCAAGACAGAGUAUUUUUGUAGCAAAAUUGUAGCAUCUUCUCAGUGGCAGCUGUGGUUCCCCCCCAGAGAUGUUCUUUAUUGUGGAAAAAUAGUUAUUGCUAAGCAGGUAUCCCUGCUGUGGCAUGUAGCUUAAAGCUUUAGUGAAACUUCAGUUUGCAUGUUUCUUGAACUAUUAAAACAGCGCAGUGCAGGCAAAUGAGCAUUGCCCAGUUAAAUUAGGAAACCUUGAGCCAGAUUAUAAAUCUCUGCUGAUGAUGCUGUGCUGUUGAUAUUUGUCCAUGUAAGUUUAGUUGAAGAUUAUUCGAAAUGGACAAACUUUAAUUCUUUAUCCAUCCUGCAGUGAUGAGCUGUUUUUUUCUUUUUCUUUGUUGCUAUUGUUUAUGGUGAGGGUGUUUCUGAAAAUAAAAAUGUAUAUAUUAUUAUAUAAAUAAAUGUGGGAGCAAA